UCUCUCUCCACACGAAAUUACUAAUAAUCAGUCAUGCAAGAAGCGAUUCCAUACAGAUCAGAUCGUCUCCCCACCGCCGGUGGAUCGGCAGCUCCUCCGCCGGAAAACAGCAACAGUACGGUGAGAGAACUGGUGGCGGAGAAUUCGGUGGUGGUGUUCGCCAGGAAGGGGUGCUGCAUGUGCCACGUGGUGAAGCUUCUGCUGCAUGGCCACGGCGUCAACCCUACGAUCGUUGACAUUGACGAGCAGAACGAAGCUGGUAUAAAAAACGAUUUGUCCAGGAUCCUCGGCGGCGGCGGCGUGGAUGGCGCUAAUUCUGGAAACUCCGCCGCGGUGCCGCAGUUUCCGGCGGUGUUUAUGGGCGGAGAACUGUUUGGAGGGCUGGAGGAAAUCAUGGGCGCUCAUAUUUCCGGCGAACUGGUGCCGAGGUUGAGAGAAGCCAGAGCUUUGUGGCUUUGACCUAGUCAACUAUAUAUUGAUGGGAGUAGAAUGAUUUUAACUUUUCAUUUUUGGACUAUAAGAUAAAUAAAAAAAAGUUUUAUUUCAAGUUUGAAGAUAGAACAAUAGUAGUUUGAGAAAUCAUGUCCGGUUGAUGCAAAAAAAAUUAUAUAUUGGGUUUAAUAUUUGUACAUAAAUAUAUAUUAUAUUAAUUAUUGAUCUUCUUUUC
Messenger RNA from Erythranthe guttata (spotted monkey flower), 667 nucleotides. Its product is annotated as glutaredoxin-C1. Lineage: Eukaryota; Viridiplantae; Streptophyta; Magnoliopsida; Lamiales; Phrymaceae. The record is from RefSeq and is a predicted model, not a curated record.